CUUCCAGCCAAAGGUUUAACCUUUACGAUUUUGCUGUUUGUUACUUUUCAAUUUCCCAAAUUCAAUUGCAAAAAAUCACUCGUUAAUCCGGAUUAGGUUUGCAAAAUUAUUGUCAGGUGUCUGUUAGUCCUCCAUUGUUGCUUUCUUACGCCAGCGCAAGCUCUGGAUCUGGUGAGUGAUACCCUAAUCCCUCUGUCUUUCUCUCCGUUUGUUUCUUUCCAUUUCAAGGUUCACUCCGAUUCCCAUUAGUUUUCUCUCGUUUUCUGGGCGACCAAUCAGCUUUCUUUUUUAGUUUACUGCAAGAUCCGGUUGAGUUGUGGUCAUGGAAGUGAGGAACCCAUGAAAGAAUUAAGUCAAAUGUGAGUGAACAUUAACUCGAGUUUCUUUGACUUGUUUGAAUUUUUUUCUUGUUUCUGGUUCUCCUCUGACCCAAAGCUACUGUUUUCUGCGUUGAUCUGGAGAUCUAAUUGGAUCUGAUAACUGGGUUUUCCACAUUGUAGAAAACCCAUGAAGGAAUCCGAUUUAAGCACUGAGCCAAUAGGGCAAAACAUCAUAAAACUGAUAAGCAAUCUGUGUUUCUCAGUGUUUGUGUUCUCAGUGCUGAUAUUUACUGUAAUUGCCAUCACCUAUCAACCCCCAGAUCCCUGGCUGGAAUCAGCUCCAGCUAUUACGAAGCUUCUGACUCAAUCUGAAAAUGCCACCUUCAAGAAUGACAAUUCUAUCCUCAAAACUGGUGAGGAUUUACAGUUGGUGCCUGCCCCGGCAGUGCCGCCGGCCCUGGCCGUGAUUCCAAUUACUGAAACAGUGAUUGAGAAAUCAGAAGAGAAUAUCGGUAAUUUGUCCCUAUGGUCCUCAGACUGUGAGGAGUUAAGGGUUGUUAAUUGUUCGGACCCGCGAGUUCUGAUUGCAGUUGAGAAGUUUAAUUUGAAAAUUUUCAAGUCUAUUGUGUUUUUGGAGUAUCAAACUCCAGUUAAUGGUUCGAAGCCAGAUGAGUGUGAUGUGGCUUGGAGGUUUAGGAACAAAAAGGAGAAGUCCUGGAGGCGGUAUAGGGAUUUUAGGAGGUUUAAGUUUGGAUUUGGAGAAAAUUGUACCUAUAAAGUGGUGUUUGCCAGUGGAUGGCAUACAGGUGUCAAUGCUCGGCGACCUAGGAUGAACUCUACAAAAACCGGUGGACAUGCCAAGAUUGCUCCACCAAUUCCUGAUCCCGAGAUCAAUGACACAAUCCCAAGUUUGGGAUCAGAAAUGAACUUUAGAAAGGGAAGGUACUUGUAUUACUCUCGUGGUGGUGAUUACUGCAAGGGAAUGAAUCAUUAUCUAUGGAGUUACUUGUGUGGCUUGGGGGAGGCUAUUUAUUUGAAUCGGACAUUUGUGAUGGAUUUGAGUGUAUGCUUGUCUGCUACCUACAAUCCAAGCAAUAAGGAUGAGGAUGGAAAGGAUUUCAGAUUUUAUUUUGAUUUUGAACAUCUUAAGGAAGUCGUACCAAUUGUGGAGGACCGUGAGUUCUUGAGAGAUUGGAAGAAGUGGGAUCGGACCCAUAAAAGGAAAGUACCAGUUAAGAAGGUUAAGACUUAUAAGGUGACGCCAAUGCAACUUAUGAAGGAUAAAAGCACGAUUUUAUGGAGGCAGUUUGAUGCUCCUGAGCCUGAUAACUAUUGGUAUAGAGUGUGUGAAGGGGAAGCAGCAAAGUACAUCCAAAGGCCAUGGCAUGCACUGUGGAAAUCUAAGAGGUUGAUGAAUAUAGUUUCAGAGAUUAGUGGAAGAAUGGACUGGGAUUUUGAUGCAGUUCAUGUGGUUAGAGGAGAGAAGGCACAGAACAAGGAGCUUUGGCCACAUUUGGAUGCUGAUACAUCACCAGAUGCACUCCUAGCGAAGCUUAAAGAAAUUAUCCAGCCUUGGAGGAAUUUAUACAUUGCCACAAAUGAACCAUUCUAUAAUUAUUUUGAUAAACUGAGAUCUCAGUACAAGGUUCACUUGCUUGAAGACUACAAGGAAUUAUGGAGUAAUACAAGUGAGUGGUACAAUGAGACAAUGCUUCUAAACAAUGGAAGGCCAGUUGAGUUUGAUGGAUACAUGAGAGUUGCUGUGGAUACUGAGGUCCUCUACAGGGCAAAGACACGAGUAGAAACAUUUUAUAAUUUGACCAAGGACUGCAAGGAUGGUGUUAAUACUUGCUGACCAGUGCUAAUCUGCUGCAAAAUGAGCAUGCAAAUGGAAAUAUGGUCCAACGGCAGACUAGGUAAAUUGAAAUCAGAGAGUACUAGCCCUUGAUUUCUGUUUAUCAGUAACUGGAGUUCGGCUUCCAAAGCAUAAUCGAAUUCGAAUCUGUUAAGACUAGCAGUGUCAAAUAUCAGAGUCAUCUUACAGAGCAUCGGAGUGUAUGGUUUUCUUUUCUUCCUUUGCCCAUCCGGUGUCAUCAAUACUUAUAUAGAUUAUAGAGAUAGUACAACAACAAUUAAAAUCCUUAAAAUUCCUUUUCUGUUUGCUGGGAUCUGAAGUGAGUUGAAAAAAAGAGACAGGUGCUAUGAGUUUACUA
This is a messenger RNA of Carica papaya (papaya), 2533 nucleotides long. It is a transcript of the gene SUB1, whose product is annotated as calcium ion binding protein. The record is from RefSeq and is a predicted model, not a curated record. Gene Ontology annotation, cellular component: Golgi apparatus. NCBI's taxonomy places the organism in Eukaryota, Viridiplantae, Streptophyta, Magnoliopsida, Brassicales, Caricaceae.